Molecule: messenger RNA, 1188 nt
Organism: Drosophila persimilis
Lineage: Eukaryota; Metazoa; Arthropoda; Insecta; Diptera; Drosophilidae
Gene: Mul1
Product: mitochondrial E3 ubiquitin protein ligase 1
Exons: 4
Coding region: 87-1103 (338 amino acids)
Biological process (GO): organelle organization; protein ubiquitination
Molecular function (GO): ubiquitin-protein transferase activity
Source: RefSeq, a predicted model, not a curated record
AUCAAAUUAUGUGUUCAGUGCUUGGAUCUUAGCUAGCUAGUAGUAUUACUCCGAAUAUUAAAGUCAAGUAAAAAAUAUAUCCAAAAAUGGAUAUUCUAAACGAAUCUGUUGCUCUCGGCGUCGAUUUAAUUAUUUUAGGCAUCUGCGUACGCGAAUAUAUGUACAACAAGAGGGUUGCAGGACUAUUAAAGACUGCACCGCAAUACAACAUCGAUGGAGAUCUCAAAUCCAUUGUUGAACGGCAACAGACCAAAAGUAUACCAUAUGCGGUGAUCCGGGGUACUGUCACGCCCAUUGGCGUGCCCCUGCGCAGCUCGCUGGUUCCCAGUGUCAGCGGAGUGCUGCAGAUUGUGAAGCUCCACGAGCACCGGAUAUCCCGGGGCUUUUCCGGCUUGUGGAUGGAACAGUGCAAGCUUCUGCAUAAAUCUACCAACGAGAUGCCCUUCGAGUUGCGCAGUCAAGAGCAUGGCGUGGAGAUUGUGGAUGUCCUGAGCGCAGCUGUUCUUGAUGUGGACGUUGUCUACGACAGCUACGAGCCCUCUACACUCUCCGCCUUUGACCACAUCUUCGGAUUCUUCAGUGGCGUACGACAAAAAGGCAUCCAGACCACGGAGGAAGUUCUGCGCGAGGGCAGCUUCCUGACAGCCAUCGGAAAGCUAGAGCUGGAUGGAAACUCAUUGCGUAUGCAACCUUCACCGGAAGGAGGACUAUUUCUGACCACCGCCACAAAAUCUUCCCUCAUUAAGCGGUUUGAGGACGCCAAAUGGACAUGGAUAUUAAAGAUUGCUUUUUGUGGCGCCGUAUCAGCUUUCCUAAUCGGCCUCAUAGCAAGGAAAAUAUAUCGCAAGAAAAAGCAGCAGAAAGAGGAGGCAAGAAUACACAACCUCCUGGAAACAGAGCGUCGCGAACGCCGUAGCCGCAGUCGUCCCCUCACACUAUCCGAAGAUCAGCUAUGCGUUGUCUGCGUAACAAAUCCCAAAGAGAUAAUUUUACUGCCCUGUGGCCAUGUGUGUCUAUGCGAGGACUGCUCUCCCCACAUUGCCACUCACUGCCCCGUGUGUCGCGGCAAAAUCGUGUCAAGAUCCGCGGCCUUCAUCGCUUAGACAUACAGACAAAAAUCAGAAAUCACGUGUACCUAUGCAAUGUAAAGCAUAUAUUACAAAUUAUUAUAGUGUUGACAAAUUUUAA